Messenger RNA from Vitis vinifera (wine grape), 2147 nucleotides. RefSeq names its product two-component response regulator ARR17. The record is from RefSeq and is a predicted model, not a curated record. Bases 468 to 929 code for a protein of 153 amino acids. NCBI's taxonomy places the organism in Eukaryota, Viridiplantae, Streptophyta, Magnoliopsida, Vitales, Vitaceae. The transcript has 5 exons. Gene Ontology annotation, biological process: phosphorelay signal transduction system; cytokinin-activated signaling pathway.
UACACAUGGGCUACGGUUGCUAUGGUGGUAGUCGACACUGGUGAAGAAGAGAGAGAGAGAGAGAGAAAGAGAAGGUGAAACAAAGGGACUGCAUCGAAUCAGGAGAAACCCCAAAAGGAUCACGAAAUAUCUGUGACUUUGAUUUCUUCUGCUGAUUCCUUUUUUCUUCCUAAACCCCACCUCAUCUUCUUCUUCUUCUUCAUAUCUUCUUCUUCUUCUUGUUGCUAUCAUUCUUCUGCCUUCUUCUCUGUACUUUGUCUAUAAAUACCACCCACCAUUUACGUUCAUUGCAGCAUACACCAUACCAUACACAUCUCGUGUGUCUCUCUGCUUCCUUCUUUAUUGUUCUUGUCAGAGGAUUGUUUCAUUUAUUGCUCUCUUUCUCUCCUCUUUUAUUGCCAUCUCCCUUUACUUUUCUUUUUUCCCUCUCUAUCUGUUUUUUAUUUUUUGAGUGUUGAGUGGAAGCCAUGGAUGCUGCUUCUUCUUCUUCAGCUAACGACAUGAUGGUUAUGGAUUAUGGGGAUGAACCCCAUGUUCUUGCCGUCGACGAUAAUCUCAUUGACCGCAAGCUCAUUGAGAAAUUGCUCAAGAACUUCUCUUGCAGAGUGACCACUGCAGAAAAUGGGCUGAGGGCUUUGGAGUAUCUGGGUUUGGGUGAUAAUCAACAGACCAGCCACAAAGCCAGUGUUUCAAAGGUGAAUUUGAUAAUUACAGACUACUGUAUGCCAGGAAUGACAGGCUAUGAGCUGCUCAAGAGAGUCAAGCAGUCAUCCAUCUUGAAGGAGGUUCCAGUUGUGAUAAUGUCAUCAGAAAACAUCCCAACUCGAAUCAAUAAGUGCCUGGAGGAAGGAGCUCAAAUGUUCAUGCUAAAGCCCCUCAAGCAGUCUGAUGUGAAGAAACUAAGAUGUUACUUGAAGCACAGAAGCUAAACACAUUUUUUCCCUAGAAAAUUAAGCAAGAAAAUCCAUCCCUAGGGGCAGGACACCUUUUCCAUACACAGUAGUAGUAGUAGACUAGUAGUAGUAGUAUUACCCCCGCGCCCCCCCCACAAAAAAAACCCACAAUCCCUGCAUAAUUGUAUGAGAAUAGUUUCAAUGAAUGAAUAUUCUUGUUUGGUGGCCUUCAACUCAAAGUUAUCUUUUUCCUGCUCUGUUGGUUAGGCGAGAGAAUAUAUUCUAGUAUGAGAAAACCCACCAUUGUUCUUGUUAGUUUGACAGUUCAAACUGGUUCCCCCCUUUUUCUUUAUCCUUUUUGUUCUUCAUCAAUCAUCAAUGGAGACAGUGUUGCCAUAUUCGAUCCCCCCUAACAUUAAAGUAGUAUUCAAUGAACCGUAUGAUCAUUCAAUGCUAGUGAAAAUGAGAAUCUAAUGUCGUCAAUCAAAACCCCAAUGAACACAAACAGCCUGUUAACAGAGACAUUAUUUUAAAGAGAGAAAAGAAUAAACUUUGGAAGAUUCCAAUUGUUUUUCUUUUUUUCUUCUUCUUCCUCUACAAGUUUCUUGAUCUUUUUCUCGUGUUUUCUCAGCAACCAAUCAAAUUGAGGGUACGGGAGAAUCAAACACAAAAAAAGAGGAAAUCAAACAGGUUGGAUCAGAAUGUUUGAAUUGAUAAAUUCAGAAAUGCCUAUGGUGGUGGUGCCUGCAAUCAUCCCACCCAAAGCAUUGAAUUAUGGGGUAACAACUCACAAACAAGCAUCUCCCGAUCCCUCUAAACGUAGCCGAAACCCAAAAAAAAGGGCAGCAGCAGCUUCCCAGAAGCGAAUCGCCUCUUGGCCUGCUCCUUGAAGACCGCUCACUGCCAUGAUGAUGAUGAUCAACCAUGCUCUUCCUUCACCAAAACCACCUAAAAUAACAAACACCCAAAACAUACAUCAAAAUUAGAACACCCCAUAUGCCCCAAUCAAUCCAUGGAAUGAUCAACCAAUAAAUCACAAACACCCAGAAGCAAUACAUCAAAAUCAAGCCAGCCCAAAUGCUCCAAUCAACCAAUGCAAUUCAAAAGAAAAGAAAAAGAAAAUCUCCAUAUGUUUACCUUUCACUCCUAAUGAUUGAUGCUUGGGAAGGUGAGACUCAGAGAAACCAGAAAAACAGCAUGGUCAGAUGAGGAAAAGCCCUUUUGGAUCAAGCCCAGAAGCAGGGGGUUUGUCAC